This is a messenger RNA of Saccostrea echinata, 1892 nucleotides long. RefSeq lists its product as uncharacterized. The record is from RefSeq and is a predicted model, not a curated record. The transcript is spliced from 7 exons. The coding region runs from base 48 to 1892 and encodes 614 amino acids. Lineage: Eukaryota; Metazoa; Mollusca; Bivalvia; Ostreida; Ostreidae.
AUUAUAUUUCAGAGUUUGUGUCGAUAAGGAUAGAUGUUCCGUGGACUAUGUUUUGGAUCCUUGCUUGCUUGACCAUAAGGUCAGUACUGGGAAGCUGGACAAGUCAAGAUAUUUUCAUCAACGUGAAUAAACCAUUCGCCUAUAUUGGAGAUAAUGAUGUAACAAUACGAUGUGAAGCCCAAGGCACAAAAAUUGUAAAAGCUGAAUGGAUAACGUUACUGUUAGAAGGUCACUCAUAUGAAAGGCCCAUGGUCAAUAUGGUCAAAGCACCGACUGGUCACGUGUUUGAGUGGGGAGAAGCGUUCAAUGUGACUGACCUUCAGCAGAGGAUGUCCGUUAAUGGAAGCCUGGAAGGCACCGUUUUUCUACAGCUGGAUAUUCACGAGGCUAAGUUUGAAGACGGUGGGAGAUACACGUGUAAUUAUGGAGGAUUGGAUAAAAAUGAUAGGUUCCUGGAAUUCCACGAAUCUGAAGAUUUCUUUGUACAGUAUCAUAUCAUUCAAAGUAAUUACACCGGUGUUCUUAAUCCAAAUAAAGAUAUUCUCAUUACCAUUAACAAGCUGUCAGCUUAUAUUGGCGAGUCUGGAGUUCGUUUAAGGUGUGAAUCCCCAGGAAACGUAAUCAUAGACCCAAAAUGGAUAUCAAUAAUGGUCGAGGGCGUAAAAUACCAAAGUCCUCUAGCAAACAUGUUCAGACCUAUAAAUAGCACAAGAGGUUUGUUCGAAUGGAGCGACGAAUUCAACAUCACUGAUCUACAGAAUCGAGUUAUGUAUUCCGGAAGUCUAACAGCAGCAAAUCCAUAUAUGGAGCUUGAGUUCAAGGAAAUUAAAUGUGAGGAUAGCGGCCGAUACACCUGUAUACUAAAUGGAUUGGACAGCACGGGAAAUUUGACUCAGUUUUCUAGUUCUGCCGAUUUUAUUGUCAAGUCUUUAAAUGGAGAACCGACUAUCAAAGACAAACAAGACAGAGUGGUUCCCAAUAAUACAGCACUUCACAUUAGAACCGGUGGAUUCAUUUAUUUCAACUGUGAAGGGGUAACUGGAAAACCCAAAAUACCUAUAGUCUGGACAGAAUCAAACGGAACAACAGAAAGGGUGCUGAAGGAGGGAGAUGGCGCCGUGUCUGGAUUGGAAAUUAUCCCUGACGAUGAUUUAUGUAGAUUCCAUUCCCAAGUCCAUCUGUAUUAUAUUGUACCAGACAAACCCGUCACAAUAACGUGUAAGAUAGCAUUCUCUGUGACUAUGGUGCACAUCAUCCCCGCAGGUCAAACUGUAAACCACAACAAGACGCAACAUACACAAAUGGUAACCAACAGCUUAUCUGUCGUGACACCAGCCGCUACUGUACCACCUCAAUUCAGCAACAGAACAACAAUACAGUCUACAUCUUCAACAUCUGCAUCAUUAACAUCAACAACGUUAAUGACAGUGCCAAGAAGUACAUUUGGACCAACUUCUAACUCAAUACUGCUAACAUCAACAACUGCGCCAUCAACAACAAAAUCAACAUUUUUAACUUCAACAACAGCAACAACUAAAUCAAAAUUGCUAACUUCAGCAACAGCAACAACGACUAAAUCAACACUAUUAACGUCAACAACAGUCAUGCCAACAACUAAAUCAACAUUGUUAACGUCAACAACAGUCGUACCAACAACUAAAUCAACAUUGUUAACUUCAACAAUAGCAGCACCAACGACAACUAUAACUUCUACGCUGUCUCCGUCAGCACUAUUAACUACAACAGCGGUGCCAACAAAUACAGUAAUACAAACAAAGUCACCUUUAAUACAAUUACUAUCGACAUCAAGUCAAGCUGUGUAUAUCAUUCACAAAAGAAGACAUCAGACUGACCUCCAUGAGAGACGUGUUUCUCAGAGAGAUAAAGAAUAA